AUGACUGUCCACGAUAGACAGAUAUUCACUGUUGCUGCUGCAAAUGGACAAUUGGAAGUUAUAAAGUGGGCUCGUGCAAAUCGUUAUUGUCGAUGGGAUUAUUGUGUAUGCGAAGCAGCUGCAGUGAAUGGCCAUUUGGAAAUUUUGAAGUGGGCUCAUGAAAAUGGUUUAGCAUUGGAUGAAGAUAAGAUUUGCAACUUGGCUGCUCGAAGUGGACAUUUGGAAAUUCUAAAGUGGGCUCGUGAAAAUGGUUGUCCAUGGGAUAAUUGGACAUGCAAUGGUGCGUCUGAAAAUGGACAUUUGGAAGUUUUAAAGUGGGCUCGUGAAAAUGGUUGUCCAUGGAAUACAAAGACAUGUUCGUGGGCUGCCUACUAUGGUCAUUUGGAAGUUCUAAAGUGGGCUCGUGAAAAUGGUUGUCCAUGGGAUGAAGAGACAUGCUGGGGUGCUGCUCAAAAUGGGCAUUUGGAAGUUUUAAAGUGGGCUCGCGCAAAUGGUUGCCCUUGGAAUGAACGGACAUGUGUUGAAGCUGCCCAAUGUGGACAUUUGGAAUCUUUGAAUUGGGCUCGUGAAAAUGGAUGUCCAUGGGAUGAAGAGACAUAUCGAGUUGCCUGUGGGCAUGGCCAUAAGGAACUGAUCCAAUGGCUACGUGACAAUGGAUGCCCUGGGUCUCACGAUGAAGGACUGUAA
Molecule: messenger RNA, 687 nt
Organism: Seminavis robusta
Lineage: Eukaryota; Bacillariophyta; Bacillariophyceae; Naviculales; Naviculaceae
Source: the annotation of a GenBank genome assembly